CUUCUCCCAAAUCCAGCGAUGAUGUCCGGGCGCGGCAAGGGCGGCAAGGGGCUGGGCAAGGACGGCGCCAAGUGCCACCGGAAGGUCCUCCGCGACAACAUCCAGGGCAUCACCAAGCCGGCCAUCCGGAGGCUGGCGAGGAGGGGCGGCGUGAAGCGCAUCUCCGGCCUCAUCUACGAGGAGACCCGCGGCGUCCUCAAGAUCUUCCUCGAGAACGUCAUCCGCGACGCCGUUACCUACACCGAGCACGCCCGCCGCAAGACCGUCACUGCCAUGGACGUCGUCUACGCGCUCAAGCGACAGGGCCGCACCCUCUACGGUUUCGGAGGCUAGAUUCAUGUAGUCCGCCAGCAGUGGGGCAACUUCCUCGUUUGCUCUCUGUGAUGUGUGCUGUGGUAGAUGAGAUUUACUGGUUUGCGUGUGUUGUUGUGUUC
Molecule: messenger RNA, 434 nt
Organism: Triticum aestivum (bread wheat)
Lineage: Eukaryota; Viridiplantae; Streptophyta; Magnoliopsida; Poales; Poaceae
Product: histone H4-like
Exons: 1
Coding region: 19-333 (104 amino acids)
Molecular function (GO): DNA binding; structural constituent of chromatin; protein heterodimerization activity
Source: RefSeq, a predicted model, not a curated record